This is a messenger RNA of Diuraphis noxia (Russian wheat aphid), 850 nucleotides long. RefSeq lists its product as uncharacterized. NCBI's taxonomy places the organism in Eukaryota, Metazoa, Arthropoda, Insecta, Hemiptera, Aphididae. Gene Ontology annotation, molecular function: sequence-specific DNA binding. The record is from RefSeq and is a predicted model, not a curated record.
AUGUGCUAUUUGGGUUGAGAACUGUGAUUCAAAAUAUUUGCCAAAUGUUGAUAUUGAAAACCUGAAAAAACGUUUUAAAUUAUGUGCAUUGCAUUUUGAAGAUCGAAUGUUCAAUUUCCAAAAGAAUAGACUCUUAUCCAAUGCAGUACCAACUAUAUUUAAAAAUAAACCUCCAGUAAUAAAAACAGUCACACCUCAAAAAGUUUAUGAAACUAUUACAAUAGAUGAUGACGACGUCUCACCUGCUAUCCCAGUACAUGUACAAACGUCUUGUUCAAAAUAUGAUCAGGCGAACAUUACCAAAAACUUGUUUGAUGUGCCAACAUCUACUGGAAUUGUAAAAAAUUCAGUAAGUCUUCAAACCCCAAAUUACUUAUCAGCCAAUUCGCCAAGGAAACUUAAGCUUAAGAAACAACUAGCUGAAGAAGUAAGUUUGAAGAAGCAGUUAGUAAAAACUGUCAAUGAAUUGAAAAGACAAUUAGAGCAAACAAACUCUGAAGAUAAUUGUCUCAAGUUGUGUGAAAUGUAUUUGCCCUCAACAAUGUAUAUGUUGGUAAAAAAUUAUUUGACAAAUAAAAAUAAAACACCAAAUGGCCAACGACAUCUCAAUGAAAUUAUACAAUUUGCACAUACAGUUCAUCAUCUUGGACCUAAAGCUUAUUAUUUUCUUCAAAAACAUUUUACUCUUCCUCAUAUGCGUACUUUAAGGAAAAAAAACAUUCAAAAUGUUGACAAAAAUAUUCAAAACAUUGUUCAAAAUGACCAUAGGUACAGUAAAAUUUAAUAGUACCUAUUAAAAACUAAUAUUUUUAAAUUGUAAUCUAAGACUGAUUUGGGGUCAAAAAACAUA